Pocillopora verrucosa is the source of this 1875-nucleotide messenger RNA. RefSeq lists its product as uncharacterized. The record is from RefSeq and is a predicted model, not a curated record. Gene Ontology annotation, biological process: folic acid-containing compound biosynthetic process. Gene Ontology annotation, molecular function: 2-amino-4-hydroxy-6-hydroxymethyldihydropteridine diphosphokinase activity; dihydroneopterin aldolase activity. Lineage: Eukaryota; Metazoa; Cnidaria; Anthozoa; Scleractinia; Pocilloporidae.
GAUAAUCAUCAACAGAAAAUGGAUGUUUUAAAAAUAAAUGGUCUUCGUGUCCGCUCAGAGGUUGGUUUCAGUCCUCACGAAAUAGGGAAGCCACAAGAGUUGACUAUUACUAUGCAUCUUCGAACCUCAAUCAAGAAAGCUGGCGAAUCAGAUUGUGUAGAAGACACCAUGAACUACAGAACCAUCACAAAAGACGUUCUAUUUCAUGUCGAGAACAAGAAGUACAAUCUGAUCGAAGCGGUUGCCACCGACGUUGCCCGUAUUUGCGUUGUGCGACAUGGUGUUCGGUCAGUUAAGGUAACUGUCUACAAACUAAACUCCCUGCGCUUCUCUGAAAGUUCUUCUGUGACGAUUGAGCGAUGCUUGGAAGACUUUGAGUGGAAUGACGUUCACAUAUCAAUCGGAUCGAACAUUGAACCUCAGAUGAAUUUGCCGUUGGCCUUAAGUAUGUUAAGAGAGCAAAUGGGCAUUGUGAAGUUGUCCGGCGCCUUCAGAACGACUCCCGUUGGUUUCACAGAUCAGGAGGAUUUUAUCAAUAUGGCAGCCAUUGUGAAGACCAAACUCGACCCAGCAGGGUUAAAACAGGUGCUGUUACGGGUUGAAAAUAAACUUGGACGGGUUCGAAUUUCCGAUAAUAAGAAUGCACCAAGGACUAUCGACCUGGACAUUUCAUUCUGGGGAAACAUGGAAUGUGAAUACAAACUCAACGAUGGUUGUGCUGUAAAAACGUGGUUCAUUCCUGAGCCAGACGCUUGCAAGCAUUCUCACGUGAUUAUACCACUUGCUGACGUCACACCGGAUUUCGUUCAUCCAACUGCGAGAAAACCUUUAAAAUCGAUCGCGAUGGAAGUGAGUGGUAACCAGGACUUCCGUUCCGUCUUUCCUGUCACUCAGAUUUGCUGGAGUAAUGGAGCUCACACAAAUGGUAUGGAAGAUGGCUUGAUUCUGGCUGAUAAAGUGAAGUAUGUGCAGGACGGAAUCUGCAUGAAGCCAGCCAAUGACGAGCUACAUUUGAAUGAGUUUGCUCAUUGUGCUAAGAGUCCCGUUGCUUUAGUGACAGGCGCGGCGAGGCGGCUUGGUGCAUGUAUUGCGACACAACUUCACGAAAUUGGAUAUAAUGUCUUGGUGCAUUACAACACGUCUGUCACAGAUGCUACUAAGCUGGUUCAACAACUAAAUAGUGUUCGGCAGGAUUCCGCUCGUAAAAUUCAAGCUAACUUGGCGAAUGAUUCACAGAAAACGUCACAGACGGUUAUCGAGGAGUCCUUAAAGGCCUGGGGGCAACUGGACAUAUUAGUGAACAACGCAUCUCAAUUCUACCCAACAGAAGCUGGGAAAGUAACUCAACAGGCCUGGAGAGAGCUCCUGGAGACGAACUUGACUUCACCAUUCUUCCUAUCGCAGGCUGCCUUUCCCAGCUUAAAGGCCACAGGCGGAUGCAUAAUUAACCUUUUGGAUAUCCACGCUGAUCGGCCACUUGAAAAGCAUUCAGUUUACUGCAUUUCAAAGGCUGGUCUGAGCAUGUGCACCAUGGCCCUUGCCAAGGAUUUCGCACCUUUUGUACGAGUCAAUGGUAUCAGCCCUGGAGCUAUCUUAUGGCCCGAGCACAUAAGCGAAAAAUCGUCGGGAUCUAAAAUGACGGAGAUUCUGGAGAAGAUUCCACUAAAUCGUAAAGGCGAAUCUAGCGACAUUGCUGAGGCAGUGAAAUUCCUUGCCUCCUCAGCAGAGUACAUAACUGGACAGAUCAUCCGAGUGGACGGCGGUAGAUCAUUGAAUCAGUAAAGCUGUGAUUGCUAUUUUGUUUCAAUGAUAUGCUACCCGUGUUAUAUUGCAAAUUAAAUAAUAGGCCGAAUUAUAAGACAAAGUCACCAUUAA